This is a messenger RNA of Folsomia candida, 1542 nucleotides long. RefSeq lists its product as uncharacterized. The transcript is spliced from 9 exons. The record is from RefSeq and is a predicted model, not a curated record. Lineage: Eukaryota; Metazoa; Arthropoda; Collembola; Entomobryomorpha; Isotomidae. The coding region runs from base 151 to 1251 and encodes 366 amino acids. Gene Ontology annotation, molecular function: histone binding.
CACCAAUUUAUAAGUUUUAAUUGACUGAAUUUUGUUCCCAGUUUUGAAAUUAUUGGUUAUUUAUUUCAAUUUUAAACUAGUCGUCGACCAGAAAUAAAUAUUUCGCUUCAAUUCUAUCUCCAAUCUCCAGACGAAUUAGAGUAUAUACGAAUGAGAAUGGCGGAUGUUCCAGUAAUCACCUUGUCUUCGGAAGACGAGGACGAAGAACUCGUUGAAAAUAUAUUAGUCGAGCAUACUGAGAUGGGUCCUCCCCCAUCGCCAUCGCCUGACCCUUUCGCUCUUCCCCCCAUGGCAGGCAUGGUCUGGAACUACGAGCCGCAGGAAAUGUCAGAGGAUAACAUAUUGGACCAGUCGUAUACUGUUGAAAGUAAUAUGGAUGAGGUGAUUGACUUAACUCUACAUUCGGAAGACUCGGAGGUCGAAAUAAUUCCAACGCCAUUGAAAGAUUUGAGGGGUAAGGGAACUAAAAGCUCAAAAUUGCCACCAACCCCUUCUGCGACACGAACACUUGCAGAAAAUACGGUGAUCUCUUCUUCUGGCAUGACAUUAAAACGUGGAUCGCAAAAGUAUGAAAAUGCAAAGAAGGAAAAAAUCUUACUUCUCGAACAAUCACUCAAUAAGGCAAUGGAAGAAAUCAGUAAGCUUGGAGAAAAAGAAGUUGACUGGGAUGACGAUGAAGGUGUCAAUAGCUCCUUUAUGCAGCAGGACAAAUUGAUGAAAUCUUACAUGAAACAGUACAACUUGCUGUGCGAAGUGACCAAUAGCUCAACAAAUACGGAUAGACCGGUACAGAUGGGAAUUCGCCUGAAGAACAUUAAGAAUUUUCCAAAUUUGGAUAAAACUGUUCUGACUGUUCAGAAUUACGUCAAUCAGAAGCCGUUUAAUAAGCCAGCAGACUUUCUGGAUAUCUUAGAAGUUGUUCGUAACUGCAAUAACAAUUUUAAGCUGGAAUUAAAAGAAAAACGUGUUCAGGAAUUAGCACGAAAUCUGCACCAAAAAGUAGUUCAGCGUAUACAGCGUUGUCGUAAAUUGGAUUCACGCCUUCUCAUUCCUGACGUCAUGAAGGAAGAUGACCCUGCAUUCAAAUCUCCAGAAUUAGAAGCGAAGCUUCUGGAAAACGCCCGAAAAAGCAACCAGUCAAUCCGAAAUAUAGCAGAACGUUUCAUGGAAAGAGAACUACAAGAUAGGUCUAAACAAUCCGAAGAUAGCGACUCUGAAUUGGACGAUAAUGAUGAGGAAAAUAAUGACUAGUCCGUCCGGCCACGACACUUACUUCAAUGACAUCGACAAAAAAAACUGAGAAGAUUUUACCUCAAUAACCUUACCCAAUUUGAAUUUGAAUUUUUAGUUAUACCAUUAUUAUAUGUAUUAUUUUCUCACUUCUUAUUGUAAUGACUUUUUAUUAUAGAGAUUUUCCAAAGUCAUUAUUUGAAGUCGGAUUAAUCUUCAAGUACUUAAUAACGUUGACUCAUGCUUAAUAUGAUGGACAAUGUUCUUUGUACGUAAAUAAAAUGCGAAAUCUUUGAAAAUAAACAAAACAAA